Sinocyclocheilus rhinocerous is the source of this 2997-nucleotide messenger RNA. RefSeq names its product neurotrimin-like. NCBI's taxonomy places the organism in Eukaryota, Metazoa, Chordata, Actinopteri, Cypriniformes, Cyprinidae. The coding region runs from base 428 to 1585 and encodes 385 amino acids. The record is from RefSeq and is a predicted model, not a curated record. The transcript is spliced from 9 exons.
AUACUCACACUGUACUGCACUGAGGAACCACAAACACCCUCCAUAUCCAUUCACGCGCAGCUGGAAUGACAUUUUGGCAGGUUCAUUCGCUCUCGGCUCUCUUGCCUUCACUUCUUAAAGUUUGAGACAGCGUGUCAGUGAGGGAAAAAGGUGGAUUUUGAGUUCGAAUAUUAAAUGACCUAAGAAAGCAGAAAGAUUGAGGGCACCACUAAAGUGUACAUUUACAUCAUACGUUAUUUUAUUUUACCCCCAUUUCCAUGGCGACGGCACGGCGCGGUCAUCGAUAAGCGCUCUGUACUGAGUACGCGAGGGAUUUUGUUGUCUACCUGGGGAGGAAAUCUGGAUUAACAGAUGAACUGUAAUGGCUAACUAACGCGUUUCUCUUUUGGACUACUGUGAACGGAUUUCCACUCCGAGAACUCCGCAAAUGAAGAUGGUUGUGUGUGGAUGCUGCGCGGCGUCCUGGAGGAGGUGUGUGGUGAUGAGUCUCAGACUGUUGUUCCUUCUCCCCGCAGGUCUGCCUGUCCGCAGUCAGGGAGAAUCCCAAUCCGAUAACAAACAGAUGGACAAUAUCACCAUCAGACAAGGAGAGACGCUCUUCCUCAGUUGCUCACAAGGGGACUUUGUGACACACACAGCGUGGCUCAACAGAUCAAGUAUACUGUACACCGGAGAGGAUAAGUGGUCCGUGGACCCCCGGGUGAGUUUGGUUACUCUGAACCAGGAUGAGUUCACCAUCAAAAUUGAGGAUGUGGACUUGGCAGAUGAGGGCCAAUACAUCUGCGCGGUGCAGACUAGCAGCAGACCCCGAACCACAUCCGUGCACAUCAUCGUUCAAGUUCCUCCAAAGAUCGUGAACCUGUCGAAGGACCUUGUGGUGAAUGAAGGCUCCAACGUGACUUUAAUGUGCCUGGCUAACGGAAAACCAGAACCUGCCAUCGGCUGGAGGAUGUUAUCACCUUCAGAUGACAGCCUAAGCUCAGACAGCGAGGUUCUGGAGAUUCUAUUCAUCAGCAGAUAUAGAGCAGGAGUGUAUGAAUGCACCGCAUCCAAUGACAUUGCAGUGGACACACAGACUGUUGAGCUCACAGUCAACUACCCUCCCAGUGUUUCAGAUGGCAGAGAUGUCGGCGUGACCCUGGGUCAGAGAGGUGUCCUGCAGUGUGAGGCAGAUGCUGUACCCGAGGCAGAUUUUGAGUGGUACAGAGAUGACAGGAGGAUCUUCAGUGACUUUGAUGGCAUUGAGAUUGAGGAUGCCGGAGCAUUUUCAAAGCUGACAUUCUUCAACGUGUCCGAGGCAGACUAUGGCAAUUACACCUGCAUUGCUAUCAACAAACUUGGGAGCGCUAACACAAGCAUCAUCCUAUACGAAAUAAUUGAACCCACUAGUUCGACGCUAUUGCAAGUGGAGACGGCUUCCGUUUUAGAAAUGACUUCAUCCGAUUUAGAGCAAACAGCCUUUGAAAACAAUGAUAUGUUGGAAGGACCCGGAGCAGUUCAGGAUGGCAACAGCGGCACGUCAACGGUCUUCACACCCACCUGUCUACUUCUCGUCGUACUUCUACAACUCUUGCUCAAGUUUUGAUGCCGAAGAUGUUUCCAGUGGAUAAAGAUCACAGUUUGUGUGACAUCGCUCUCAUCUUGGAGUCACAAAGCGUGCAUGGGUUACCGAAAAUGCCCCAAAAUGUGCAUGGGGUGCCCAAGUACUUCCUUUUAAUAAAGUAAUCAUGCAUUUCUUUUGUUUAUAAUAGAGUUUAAUAAUGUAACUUCUCUUACAUUGCUAAUUGUCGCACUGUUUUGCCCCACUGAACACAGUUUGUAUUCACUAAAAGCAAAUGACAGAGAGGCAUGUUUAAUUUGAAAUAUUUAAUUUAAUUUAUUUUUGUGACUGUCGUUUUAAUUUAACUCUGUAACCCUUAAGAAUUCAUAUAGAAUACAGUGUGAUUGGGGAGUAAAUCAUUCAAGUCAAAGGCAUGUGAUAAGGAAGGGCAUAUGUCUCCAUUUUGUUCUCUUUUUUUUUAUUGUCGCUAUAUUUUUACUGUAUCAUAACUGUACAGCCGAUCAAAAUAAGCAGCAAAAAAGACGCAAGCAUGUUUUUCGAGUACUUCUAAUCUUUAUUUUUACCAUUUAACACACACAAAACAAUGCAGUACAUAUCAGUUUGUUUUUAUUUUGAUAUAUUUUGAUGACCAGAAUGGCACAGUUGGACUAUGCAGAACCAUAUAAAAGCUCUAUAUUAAAUGGGUUUAUUUACACCACAAAGUAAUAAAUCAGAUGUUGGAAACGUUUUAGUAUGUAUGACAACAUAUGAAUUGAAGGCAUUUGGAGCUUUGUUGCAGGUGUAAUGUAAACUUAUUGAAUCUAAUUUGAAAGCCCAAAGAGCAAUCUGCUAAUAAAUCUUGAGUUUUAUUUUUGUUGCCACAAUAGUUUUUCCAAAUGUUUAUUGUUGAAUUCUGUCCAGAGUUAUACAAACCAAACCGGGCGCUUAAAUGUUCAUUAUUUAAACACGUCAUUCCUGCUAACAUCUCUGUAUGUAUAUGCAUAUAUAUAACUUGUACAAAGGGAAAAUAUGCACACUUGUUUUUACUAAAAUUGUGAAACUGUUUAAUACAAUGCAACGUUUUCUAUUUUGUGUUAUUCCCUUUUUCUGAAGCUGUGUAAUUUAUUUCUCAAAUUGUAUUAUGGUAGAUUCCAGCUCAUUGCAGUUGCUCAUUGUGAAAUCUGAUGUCUAAAUAUUGUGCUUUCGGAAAAAGCAGAUGAGACUCAUUGCCCUUCAUCAUCUCAUCAUGAGCAGAUGUCCAGACGUCCUUUGUAUUCUAGGAAAAAAAAAAGAAGUGAGAAUUGAUAUGAAGUUGGUGUUGGUUGACCUCAAAUCUAUAUUGCGAUCUUCUUUUUUGGGGGGCUAUAUUUGAUAGGAUGUAUGCCUAAUGUUUCCCAUUUUUUCAUUUAAAGGAAUAGUUCUGCCAAAGAUUAAAACUCUCAUCAUUUAUUCACCCU